AUGGAGCGCGGGCACGCAGCUGAGAGCGGCGAGGGCACGGAGCCCGACGCCCUGCCGCCUUCUGCUGCCGGCAGCAGUCCCUGCCUGCCCUCGGCGGGGCAGCGGCCCGGGGCCCCUGCGGGCAGGCCCGCGGCUGCCAACGCGGCUCGGGAGCGCAGCCGGGUGCAGACCCUGCGCCACGCCUUCCUCGAGCUGCAGAAGACUCUCCCCUCCGUGCCCCCCGACACCAAGCUCUCCAAGCUGGACGUGCUGCUCCUGGCCACCACCUACAUCGCACACCUCACUCGCAGCCUUCAGGAUGAGGAAGAGUCGCCGGGAGAGGGCUUGGGUGCCCUCCGAGGGGAUGGGUACCUGCACCCCGUCAAGAAGUGGCCGAUGCGCUCCAGGCUGUACAUCGGAGCUACAGGACAGUUCCUGACGCCCUCGGCACCCGGCGACGGCGCAGCCCAAGGGGAGACCUCAGCAGCCCCACAAAUCUAA
Dryobates pubescens (Downy woodpecker) is the source of this 480-nucleotide messenger RNA. RefSeq names its product transcription factor 24 (gene TCF24). Gene Ontology annotation, biological process: developmental process; regulation of transcription by RNA polymerase II. Bases 1 to 480 code for a protein of 159 amino acids. Gene Ontology annotation, molecular function: RNA polymerase II transcription regulatory region sequence-specific DNA binding; DNA-binding transcription factor activity, RNA polymerase II-specific; protein dimerization activity. The transcript is spliced from 2 exons. NCBI's taxonomy places the organism in Eukaryota, Metazoa, Chordata, Aves, Piciformes, Picidae. The record is from RefSeq and is a predicted model, not a curated record.